Molecule: messenger RNA, 7008 nt
Organism: Varroa destructor (honeybee mite)
Lineage: Eukaryota; Metazoa; Arthropoda; Arachnida; Mesostigmata; Varroidae
Biological process (GO): signal transduction
Molecular function (GO): GTPase activator activity
Source: RefSeq, a predicted model, not a curated record
CAGCUCCCGAGCCCCCAGAAUCGAUUUUAACCCUAUUUGUUUGGCGUAUCGCUGCCAUUAGGUUAAGUACGUUCGUCGAAAUGCCGAUGUCGAUGAAGAUGGCUACGGUUCAAUUCGCUGGGGCGGAGUCGAAGACAACGAAAGUCUACGAAAACUGCGUGGGUGUAUUACUCAGAGAAUAUAAAACUUGCUUGAUGGCGGCAAGUAAGAUCCUGCCAUCUUGCUGAAAAGCUCGUAACAGUUCUAAGUUCCCACACUCGCCAAAAUCCGUUUGGUUCCUUUUGCUACGAAAGUUUAGAGCAAACGCCACGACGGUGGUUGACGUGAAUCGCCUUUUCCUUUAGAGGAUGACCUUUAUCUAUAUAACUAACCGUCACCUCAUAAUAUUAUGAGGUGACGGUUAGUUAUAGCACAUAAUAACUACAUUGUCCGCUAAAAAUAACUACGAAGAUACACAAUAUUGGAUGUUUGUUAAUAAGUGGAGUAGAUCGCUAUCUGCUGGCUAUACGUAUGAGCGCUGGGACUGUUCACAGGUGCAGGAGUUGCUCACGGCAAACGUUAGAACAAAACAGAAACGAAGGAACGUUCUGCGCUAUCAACAGUAUUGAUCAGGCCGAAGAAAAGGCAAAGUAGAGUGCGUGCGGACAUUUUCUGCUAUUUAUAUUAACCUAUAUAGCAUGUUUAACGUUUGUUCGUCUUUUGAUAUUUUUCUCUGUCGUCUUUUGUUGAAAUUAUUUUGAGCUGUUUUCGAUUCUCUUUUUAUGACAUUGAUGAAAUUCGUAAUCAUCAUAAUAACUCUAGAACUGAUGCUGUCUGCGAAUCGGCCGAUCGUCUUUAAUAUAUGAUUGUGUCCGCGUUUCUAUUGUUGGCCAUUUAUUGGAAAUUUCUACUUCAGCCGUUUUGGUUACUUUUGUUGCCGACAAAGUUGGCACAAACUGUUCAUUGUACUACGGUGGUAUAGUGUUUGACAAAAAAAAAGUAAAUGAUCUCUAUGGCCAGGUAGCCUAUUCUGUUUGCACCCGGUUUAGGCGUUUCGGUCAACAAUGAUAUUGUUAAUAUAAUCGAUAACCAAAAUAUGAUAUAUAUCGUGCACUCUACAUUAUAUCAAUGCUCUGAUCAUGUCGGCACUGUCCUAUAGCAAACAAUCGAUCGACGAUCGGCCUUUCGACUGAUCGUUCAGUCAUUGAUAUCCCUAAAAUAGCUUCCUUCUGGUUUCAGCUAAAACAGAAAAAGGCUUGAUUUGGCGUAGAAGACAACUUGAAAAAAAAAACGAGUCUUCGUCUUCAGCUUCUCUUAAGAAAGAAAAGAGAGUUUUAAGAAAAACUGAAGUAAUUAGAUCACUGGCUUAGUUUGAGUUCAGCGCGCACUUCUCAAAUAAGUUUUUUAAAAUUGUAAACUUUGCGGUCAACUGAUUUCUUAUCGCUCGCAUUUUACCUGGACAAAGUUAACUUAUAAUAGGUAAUGGACCAAACAAACAGGAGUCUAUAAAAACCAAAUGCCAUUAUUGAUUAAUGCUGCCCUUACCACAGCGGUUUUUCGCGUUUGUUUUAUUAAGAAAACAAUUAUUAAUGAUGUUUUCAAGCCACGUCCCUUCUAACUUGACCCCACGAUCGUGUUUACCGGUUAAGCUCAGUGAUACGGGCGAAGGGCCAAUCGCCUGAAACGACAGUUAACGCCAGCACCGGACAGAUAUCCAGUAGGGUCAUUCAAAAUCGAUCGACGAAAAUGCCUAAUUACUAAUUUAAAAAAAAAAAACGAUACAACCUAUUGAAAUUCUUUGAGUAUUAACUUAUAAUACAUUGAAACUUGAACAAAAAAAGACUAAAAACCGGUCCACAUAUUUAAGUUAGUAGUGAAUUUGUAGGACAAAAGCUUACUUGUCCGUAGUACCCGAUUGAGCGGUAAAUUACGUUGCGUUUCUCACACAUCGUUUCACGCUUAAACUACAAAUUAGCUAUCAUUAUCCAGUUUAUGACAGCGCCUGUAAUAACACUGUGGUAAUCGUCAUGCAAUCGACGUGCGUGUCGGACGAGCCCUUUUGGCGCGACAAUAACCCGUCUCCGUGCGCUGUUGUCGGUCGCUAUGCGGGGUAGCCAGCAUCUUUACUUCUUUGUAUAUCUCAUUAGUCAUAGGCAGGCUAUGAUCAUAUGAACUUAACGACGAGUCACUUCCCAGUCGGCUGACAAUACGCACCGAAGCGUAUCCUUAAGGCCCAACGAUAUUAUUUAAUUCCUAUUAAUUAAUUUCAACAGUCGUUUACCGUUGCGAUUUGAGUAACAAACGGUAUUUGUUUAACUGCUUUCGACAGAGCUUAACUUUGUAGGCGCGCGCAAAAACAGCAGAUGUGUAUGAAAUGCACUUUACUAUCUGGAACGUGCAUCCCGGGGGUACAGUGUCAACAAAGUGUUUUAGCUCUCUUUCUAUAAAAUAGCUUUACAACGAAACUGCGAGCAGUCUUCCUUCCGUCGAUGUGUUCCUAGAAAUUGUUGGCCUUUUAGACGGCUAAAGGAGAUCAGGGUCUUCCAAAUCAUGUGCUGAAUACAUAUACAACUUGAUGAAGUUCGAACCAGAACUAUAUUAAGCCAAAUUAACAAUGGGUAAGGUUAGGAUAAGUGUCAUCACUGUUCUGUCAUAUACAAUGUAUAUUGAAGGUAGGCGACAUGGUGUAACCAUCAUUCAUGAUUCACUACAUUGGACUUCUACUUCGAUUAUCAGCCAUACGAAAGGAGUCGAGGUUCCCUUUAAUGAUACGAUGAACUCCACAAUGUUCGAGUGUUGUUGCCGUAGCGAGCAUUCACUGCCAGCUCUGAUUUUAGGCUAGAGCAAAAGAGAUACUGGGAAAAUUCUCUCAAUCGCAAAAGUAUCACAGCAGGAUCACAUAAGCACGCUUAACUACGAUUUCAUUGCGUGUGUAAUACGACAUUGGUACCCUAAAAUCUGUUGAAAUACACUAAAUGCUGUGUUGAGAAUGUUGAGAAAAAAGGCGCAUUUAAUGUUUGGCUAUUUUCCAACGAGCUAAACCCCAGCUCCUAAUUGACCCUCUCAUCCUACAGUACGAAGCAUGCAGCGCUUCUCGAGGCUUGGCAAGGGUACAGUCCUCAAACUUCCCCGUACCUGUACACUGUGCUGACCAUACGUGUCUCGGUAAAUUAAUUCACUCGGCCGAGGCACUUGUAUUGAACAGGUUCGAGCUGUGCUUUCCUCAAUGCUUGCCCCUCAUCAGCCGCAGAAGUCACAUAUGAAGAAAUGCAUCAAACGGAGUUUUUUUACCGGUAGAUUAGACGAUAAAUCCAUUUGAUUACGGUCAGUAUUCGGGUCAGUAACAGUCAUCGGUAUAAUGACGGUUUUUUAUUUCGACGACGCCUGGGGUUUACGUGCUAAAUUGACACUCAGCGCUUUAUUUCCGAAAAAGAAACGAUUAGGUAAGAGAAAAGUUAAACAUGUCAACUAAACAAUGAGUAUGAUCGUUCCGUAAUCAUAGAAAUCCCUGCUUAAAAGAGACUUCUUAUGACGUGUUCUAUAGUAAUACGUUUUGGCCGAUAACAUCAUGAUCGAGUCUGCGCAGACGUGAGAGGUGCUACGUGUCUGAGAAACGCACAAUACGUUUAGAAUGAGAUUACUACCAUUUUGUUUGUAACAUACAUGAGCCUAUGAGUCAAUGAUAUUAUCACGGGGUGCCAAAAAACAAAAGAGUGGUCGCUAAUGUUCACCUUAGCUGACAGUAGCAAUCGUAAAAUAUUGCAACUUUGGGAACGCGGUAUGACGAACAGAACAGGGCUAGUUCGUCACUUGCCUGUGAGACGUGCCGAAAGUGACGAGUGCUGUUUAUCGUGCCUGAGGUUUCCGCCCUAAAACGACUGCAAUGAAAGUGUCGACAGUUGUAGGUGAUGUUCAUUCUGGAUACGCACUUCGGCUGGAAAAACUGGCUAGUACGAACUGCUGCGGUGUCCCAUAUAUCAACGGUAUCUGCUGACACGCUCUUCGGUGUCAGCAUUGCCAAAACAUUGCCGUUUUGUAGACCUUCCCUGCCGUUUAGCAAAAGCCCCCUUGCCGCUGCCACCAGCAUGAGUCAAUUGCAUUCGAACCUGCUGAAACUGCUCCUCUCGAAAAAGCAGCUGAAGCUAUCAGCAAUCAAGGCGCGCCGCUUACGCGAGGCCCUGAAAAGGCUUCAUGAGGAGGCUGCGGGCGAAGGCCAUGAGAGCUCGUCCUACUUUGGAGUGCCGCUACAACUGCAACAACAGGGAACUUCAUCGUUAAUUAGCAGUCCAGUACCUCAUAUACUUGAGGCCAUCACAUCUCAUCUGUUAGAACACGCUGGCCAAGAGGGGAUCCUACGCAAAAGCGGAAAUGAACGCCGUGCGACAGCUUUAAAGGACAUGAUGGAGGCUAAUAACGGUCAGGUACCCCCAGGACAAGAGUAUUCCGUUCACGAUGUUACUUGUGUUUUAAAGAGAUGGUUGCGGGCACUACCCGAACCUGUUGUACCUCAUAUAUUGCACGAAGUAUUUGUCAAGUGUGUCCAAUUAGAGUCCCAUCAUCAUCGAACUCAGAGCCUUCUUCUGGCCUGUCUAUUGAUGCCAGCUUUUCAUUUAAAUACGCUCAAGCAUGUUGCAUUAUUUCUACAGGAGGUGUCAAAACUCGAUACAAAGAAUAAGAUGAGUUCAGCAAAUCUAGCCAAAGUUGUAGCGCCAUCACUGAUGCCUGGUGCAAUUAAGGUUGAAACCAACCCUGAAAUGGCAGCGCGUUUCAGUGAACGAGCGACUAUAGCGGUGCAAGUACUUAUUGAUCACGCACAACUGAUUGGUACGCUGCCGCCAGAGCUUGAACCAUUAAAGGACACCUACAAGAUUUCUUCUGAAGAUGAACUCAGUGACCACGGAGAGCCAAUGGUAAAACGGAAGCUGUUCACUUUUCUCAAAUCCAAGGGCGGUAGUCACAAAGCAAUUCUUCGCGGAUCGAGCACCAUGCGCAAUUCUCGAAAGCUUGCUCCCGCCGGAGGAGUAAUUGCCUUUGGAGGGACCAACCUCACCAGCUCUAAACCGAGGGGCAGGCGACCGAGUGGGGCUAAACUAGCUGGUCUAAAUGACACGUCAGUUAGUGAUCCAGCUGAACAGAAAAUUUUGGUGCCAGAAAUAACACCGACCAAGGGCGACAUUCGAACGACGCGUGGUGCCUCUAAGCGACGCCAACUCAGCGCUGAAACAGUCGGCCGAAUCCGUGAGAGAAGGGCAUUGAGGGCGAUUCAGAAUAAUUCAAAAAGUCAAUCAAGUGUGCGGUCUUUGCCCACAACUGUGGUCACCAACACAGGCAGCGGAAUAAAUGGCCGCAGGAGAUCCGUUCGAAGAGCGGCGACAUGUCGUACUGCAACACGUAUUGGAUCAACCAUAAAUUCAUCUUCGAUUCAGAGAGUUCCACGGACGGAGUCAAAGUCCAGUAAGGCGCAGUCACAGGAGAAUGUUGAAAACACGACAAUAGAGCCACGGCCUGUUUUAACAGUCACCUCGGUGAACGAGGUGCCUGUCCUUCGAAAGGGUGGUAGUUUAAAGGCAGAGAAAAACCUUUGCAACACUCUUCAAGAAAACUUUCGGGAGACGAUCAAAGAGUGUCAGGAAGUGGAACUGCGAACGAAACCCCCAGCUUCACCUGUCGACAAGGAGAGCGCACGGAAAAGUUUUUUAGCAGCCAUGCUAGGGGCACAGGAAGGACAGAAUGAAAUAGAAAAAUUGAGCGUGGCAUCCGACAAGCACGAAAAUGAUUGCACUAACCACGAAGUCGCUGACCAGCUAGCGGAGCAAAAGCCCGAUUCGUCUAUUACUAAUAGUACGGAUUUCGUUGAUGGUGCUAACGAACCUGCUCUGGAUCGCCAUGGAGCUUUACGCAAACCACUGAUGCCUUCCAAUCGGAGAGCUCUCAGGCGUGAGCCUCACGUUCGGCCGAUGACGGCCACCAUCACCGUACAGUUAUAAAAUAUGAGUUCAUUAUAAUUGCCUUUACUCGUCGCUAACGUGUAUUGAGAGCAAUUGUAAUAAUAUAAUACCAUAUUCUAUUGAAAUCGCUUUGUUAGAUGGCCCUUUGGUCAACUCAUUAUUCCGUAGCGCAUGUUUGUCCUUCCAUGUAGGCCAUUCUAUGCCAUGGUAGUUUAUAUCGCGCUGUUGUCUCGGUGCUAUAAUGACCUAUAUGAACGCCUGCUGGAACCCUAUGUCGGAUGCCUCAACGAUGACACGUGAUCUCCUUGCUUCGGCAUUUUAUCUUGCUUGUUUCUUUGAAAACAAUCAAUGUGUGUACCUUGAUGCGUGCCUACAUGAAACUCUCAUUAGAGCACGUAUCGGCUACUGAUUCAAUCGGUCUUUCGGAUCUAGCUCCGACCAAUCUACACUAAUUUAAUUGUUAUUAUCGAACUGCGUUCAUAUCCUAGUGGGUAGCGUUCACAGGCGUACCAUAUUAAAAUAUAACCGAAUUGUAAAAAAUAGUAACUUUGGUGCACAGGAAACCUAGUUUAGAAAUGGUCGUUCCGCGAUCUUGAGAUAUAAACAAUCGUAAUCUAAUCAAGGUGCUAAAAUGCGUUUUUAAAACUUUUUGAGAAAUAAAAAUGUUUAAAAUGUUUUUUUUUUUUUGUUUAACUACUGUUUGCUUUUGUUAAUCCAACCUUAUGUUCAAUUGUUUAUAUAAAUUAAUCUUUGACAAUUAAACGAUGACGUAAACGACGGCGAUCAAUCUCAAUUGUCGAUGUCUUCAUAAUAUUGAAGACAUUGGUUUUCAAGAAGAGAUAAUUCUCGCGUGCAUUUUUGCAAGCACUACCUAUUUCAGUGGACUAGAUGGCUCGAAAACGCAGCGCAAAGAUAUGGUCAUCAUUAUCCAACUCGAUUUUGAAGCUAUCGAACCUUUUCAAACGUUUGUGCUUAUACCAUCAGAAGAAUGGAUUCUUGCUACUACUUGCUUUGUAUGUAUCUUAGUGUACAUUUUGUAUAGAUGAAUACAUUGUAUAUUUAAGAAAAAAUAAAAGUCACU